AAGGUCCUCCUGCGCCCCUCCUCCACUCACUCCCAGGCGAAGAUGGCGGACGGCGAAAAUAAACGGGCCGAACCUGCCGACGCCGCCGAGCUGGAUGAGCCGCUUCUGAAGAGACCGAGACUUCUGGAUCCGCCCGGUGAUUCGGAGCACGGCGCUGCUGGCGGAACCGAGCCGGUGGAGGCGGAACCGGCGGUGAUGGAAGAGACCCAGCAGGCCUCACUCAACAACAACAACAACAAGCACACUGAACCUGGACAGACCGCCGAACCAGAACCGGAGCUCUCUGAGUUCAUUGACGAAGGUGUCCAUCCCAAUGGUUUUACAUCACCUGAUCUUCUUCACGAUGAUGAUGACUGCUCUUCUCGUGCCAGCUCCAGUGACUGGACGCCUCAACCACACAUUGGUUCCUAUCGGUUCAUUCAGCAGCACAUCAUGAGAGGAACCGAUCCGAGGGCCAUUUUAAAAGACUUGCUUCCCGAAACGGUCCUUCCACCAGAUCUGGACGACAUGACACUGUGGCAGAUCAUCAUCAACAUCUCAGAACCGCCCAAAAGGAAAAAACGUAAAGACAUCAACACGUUAGAGGACGUUGUCCGACUCCUGAACGAGAGAAAGAAGGUUCUCGUGCUCACCGGCGCUGGGGUGUCUGUUUCUUGCGGGAUUCCUGACUUUCGGUCUAGAGAUGGCAUAUACGCUAGACUCGCUGUGGAUUUUCCUGACCUUCCUGAUCCUCAAGCCAUGUUUGACAUAGACUACUUUAGAAGAGAUCCCAGGCCUUUUUUCAAAUUUGCCAAGGAAAUCUAUCCAGGACAGUUCCAGCCGUCUCCAUGUCACAGGUUCAUAUCAAUGCUGGAUAAGAAGGGAAGGUUACUGAGGAACUAUACUCAGAACAUCGACACACUGGAACAGGCUGCUGGAAUCCAGAAGAUCAUUCAGUGUCAUGGUUCUUUUGCGACUGCUUCCUGUCUUGUCUGUAAACAUAAGGUUGACUGUGAGGCCAUAAGAGAGGAUAUAUUCAACCAGGUUGUUCCUCACUGUCCGAGGUGUCCGUCAGAUAUCCCGUAUGCCAUCAUGAAACCAGACAUCGUCUUCUUCGGAGAGAACCUUCCAGAAUUUUUCCACAGAGCCAUGAAGCAGGAUAAAGAUGAGGUGGACCUUCUCAUUGUGAUCGGCUCCUCGCUGAAAGUGCGGCCAGUGGCUCUUAUACCCAGUUCUAUACCUCAUGACGUGCCUCAAGUCCUGAUAAACCGCGAGCCGUUGCCACACCUGAACUUCGACGUGGAGCUGCUCGGAGACUGUGACGUCAUCGUGAACGAACUUUGCCAUCGUCUGGGUGACGACUUUGAGCAGCUGUGCUACAACUUGUCACGUCUCAGCGAGAUCACAGAGAAACCACCUGCCCCGUUACCUGUGGCACCUGAACAGACGUCUGCUGAGAGCACGUCCACAGACCCCGAUCACGCUCAGGCCGUCACAGACACGUCAGAGGACGUCCGAAUCACUGGUUGUCAAAAUUCACUGUCUCCCAAAAAGGAGGAGGAAAUGGCAUCUUCUCCAGCAGCCAGGCAAACAAGCCCCCACCCAGAGCCAUUACCGGAAACUAAGACUGAAGAGUUGGUCUCAAAGACGGAAGAGUUGAACCCAAAAGUCCAUUCUCCAAAGCCGGCGAGUCCCUGUAGGAAAGCAGCGUGUGAUGCUGCAGAAGCACUGGACGCUACUGAGGACACGCAGUGUGCUAAGGAUGAAGAAACAACCGAUCGUCAAUGUGUUGUUGAAAUGCGGAGACGGUGCUGGAGGAGCCGGAUCUGUCAGAGUCCAAUUAGCAAACGACUCGGAGCCUCGCAGUAUUUAUUUCAAGCACCGAACCGCUACAUUUUCCACGGGGCUGAGGUUUACUCCAGUUCAGAAGACGAGACCUCCAGUUCCUGCGGCAGCGACAGUGACGGCUCUCGCUGCAGCGGGGACGCUUUCGAAAACGAGGACAGUGACGUGGAGGAAGAUGGUGCGCCAGUGACGGAGAAGGAUGCAGACGGCCACCUCGCAGAGACAGUACAAGACAGUGAACACAAACGCCUUCAAACAGACUGCACAGCAGACACAAACCACCGUUAAAACACAAGAACUCACUAGCACCAGCUCUAUUUAAUGUGCUCAAGUCUCUUUUAUAUAUUUUUGUAUUUCCCUCCCUCCUAAACUCCCUGUUAUGUCUUCUAAUGCAUGCAACAUCUCUUUUGUUUGGCUUAUAAACCUUACUUUUGUUUGUCUGUUUGUAUUUUUGCAUUUUUAGAUGUAAAAUAUAUAUGUUUGAUUCCGGUGAAUGUUUCUGCCUGAGAACACAGUGGGAUUGAACUUACCAUAUAAUUGCUUGGGAUAAAAAAAGGGAAUGAUUUUCAAACCAAAGAUCACUUUUUCUGUAUAGUUUGCUUUUUGUCACUGAAUUUACAAGUUUCCUGUUGGAUCUGCUCACUGAUUGUGUCAAACUGUGGCAUUUUCAGACAUUUGCCAGCUGCGGUCAGCCUACUGUUGAAGACUUUUAUACCCAGUAAAGUUUGAUAGUCAUCAAACAGGUGUUUUCCAUUAGUUUUCAGUUUUUAAACGCAUAGAAAUAAAUUAUUUACAUGCUUUCA
Molecule: messenger RNA, 2627 nt
Organism: Ctenopharyngodon idella (grass carp)
Lineage: Eukaryota; Metazoa; Chordata; Actinopteri; Cypriniformes; Xenocyprididae
Gene: sirt1
Product: sirtuin 1
Exons: 9
Coding region: 43-2112 (689 amino acids)
Molecular function (GO): NAD+ binding
Source: RefSeq, a predicted model, not a curated record